This is a messenger RNA of Gossypium arboreum, 1730 nucleotides long. RefSeq names its product lysine histidine transporter-like 8. Gene Ontology annotation, cellular component: plasma membrane. The transcript is spliced from 5 exons. The record is from RefSeq and is a predicted model, not a curated record. The coding region runs from base 60 to 1619 and encodes 519 amino acids. NCBI's taxonomy places the organism in Eukaryota, Viridiplantae, Streptophyta, Magnoliopsida, Malvales, Malvaceae.
CUAUAAAAAUCCGACGAACAAAACACCACCUCCCCCACUUCACCUUCUCACUCACAGUCAUGGAAGAGAGACCGGAAACGGAGUUAAUAUCGAUUCCGGCGACACCACGUGUAUCUACACCGGAGAUACAAACGCCGUCAGGUCAAAGGUCACCGCGACCAGCUUCAAAAGAGACGAAAUCAUCGGCAUGGACACCGACGUCGUUUAUUUCACCAAGGUUUUUAAGUCCAAUCGGAACGCCGAUGAAAAGGGUUUUAAUCAACAUGAAAGGUUAUUUAGAAGAAGUGGGUCACCUUACUAAGCUUAACCCACAAGAUGCUUGGCUUCCUAUUACCGAAUCUCGUAAUGGGAAUGCUCAUUAUGCUGCGUUUCAUAAUCUAAAUGCUGGUGUUGGGUUUCAAGCUCUGGUUUUGCCUGUUGCUUUUGCGUUUUUGGGAUGGAGUUGGGGUAUAUUGGCUUUAACCAUAGCAUAUUGUUGGCAACUUUACACUUUAUGGAUUCUAGUUCAAUUACAUGAAGCUGUACCAGGAAAGAGGUACAAUAGAUAUGUUGAGCUUGCACAAGCAGCUUUUGGAGAAAGGUUAGGUGUUUGGCUUGCUUUAUUCCCAACGGUUUAUUUAUCGGCAGGAACUGCAACAGCUUUGAUUUUAAUUGGAGGGGAAACUAUGAAACUGUUCUUUCAAAUCGUUUGCGGGCCACUUUGUACGUCGAAUCCUUUAACGACGGUGGAGUGGUAUUUGGUGUUCACUUCGUUGUGCAUUGUCUUGUCUCAACUACCUAAUCUUAAUUCAAUCGCGGGUCUUUCUUUAGUCGGAGCCGUGACUGCUAUUACGUAUUCGACUAUGGUUUGGGUGCUUUCUGUUAGCCAAGAAAGGCCGCCAACGAUCUCUUAUGAACCUCUCUCGUUUCCAUCUUCUGCCGCUGCUUUCUUCUCGGUAAUGAAUGCGCUUGGAAUCGUAGCGUUUGCAUUCCGUGGCCAUAACUUAGUCUUAGAGAUUCAGGCAACAAUGCCAUCGACGUUUAAACAUCCGGCUCAUGUUCCGAUGUGGAUUGGAGCCAAGGUUGCUUAUUUCUUCAUUGCAAUGUGCCUUUUCCCUGUUGCCAUUGGAGGUUUUUGGGCUUACGGUAACCUUAUGCCAUCGGGAGGGAUUUUAAACGCACUUUAUGGAUUCCACAGUCACGACAUUCCAAGAGGUCUUCUCGCGCUAGCUUUCCUCCUAGUAGUAUUCAAUUGUCUAAGCAGUUUCCAAAUAUAUUCAAUGCCGGUUUUCGAUAGCUUCGAAGCUGGAUACACAAGUCGUACAAACCGCCCUUGUUCAAUCUGGGUUCGGUCCGGUUUUCGAGUUUUCUACGGAUUCGUCAACUUCUUCAUAGGAGUAGCAUUGCCGUUCCUUUCGAGUCUGGCCGGACUAUUAGGAGGACUAACGCUCCCGGUUACGUUCGCGUACCCGUGUUUCAUGUGGGUUCUAAUAAAAAGACCGACUAAAUAUAGCUUCAAUUGGUAUUUCAAUUGGAUACUUGGUUGCCUUGGUAUUGCUUUUAGCUUAGCUUUCUCCAUAGGUGGUAUUUGGAGCAUAGUGAAUGAUGGUCUUAAACUGAAAUUCUUCAAACCUAAUUAAAAAACAAAGUCUUUUUGGAUGUUUGCUUGUUUGUCAAGAAACAUGUUUUGAAUGUUUGGAUGUUUGAAAUUAAUGUUGUUGAGGGUGUAAUAUUUUUCAAGUGUCUUAAAA